Molecule: messenger RNA, 1046 nt
Organism: Blepharisma stoltei
Lineage: Eukaryota; Ciliophora; Heterotrichea; Heterotrichida; Blepharismidae
Source: the annotation of a GenBank genome assembly
AUGAGUAAGAAGGCGAGAUAUCAAUUUCAAGGUCUUGACUCUCAAAAAGUCAAAGAUGCUCUUUUACGUUCUGCAUCUACUCCUGAAGCCAUAAAUGCAAUAAAUUCAAACUUCGACGGUCAACGCUCCCUUGAUGAAAUUUUACCUCAGAUUGAAAAUUUUAUGAGCAUUGCUGAUGCUUUAGCAGAAGUUCAGCGCGAUUCUCAAGGUGAAGAAGGUCCUAGAAAGCGCCAAAAAAAAUCUGAGCCACAGCCAGAAGAUCUGGAACUUCUUACUCUCCUUUUCUGCCCAUAGUGAAGCAAAAUAUAAUACAUUUUUAUUCAAAGUAAACUUAAUAUAAUGGGUUCUUUAUAUGUUAUUUAAUCAUAAAUUCAAAUAAAAUAAAAUUAAUUUAUACAAAUAGCACUCUAAAUUAUUAUUUAUUUAGAUAAUAAUUUCUUAAAUCCAUAAAAUAUUAUCGAUUCUUGUCGAUUAGCAAGGAAAAGAAGAUAGUGGUGGUAAUAUUUUUAGCGGAAUCAAUGUAAUUCGCUUAGAAGAAGAAUUACCCCGAGCCUUUGAUACUAAAGCGCCUCAAAGGAAGAUUGGUUCCCAAGAAAUCACGAAAAUUACAGUCCUUGAAAAAAAUGCUUUGCAAGCUAUCAACGAUAUAUGUAUGAGGAAAAAUCUUGAGGCAAAACCCAACGUUUUAGAAGUCGUGGAACUAGGGAUGCAGGAAUUUUUAAGCAGAAUUUUAGACAAACUUAACAAUUUGCAAGCAAAUGCCCCAGAAAAUGUGAAAUACACCGUGGAUCCAAGAGAAGUCAUAGGAGAAAAAGAACAGAUUUUGCAUAAUAAAGCCAAAAAAGGUGGAGGAAUUAUGACGAUAAGAGAAAAUGAUAUAAUUUCUGUAUUGGGAAUACCCUGUGCUGAAAUUAAUUUUAUAUCAGCUCCUAAUAGAAAAAUUAUUAAUUAAUUAGAAAACAGAUCAUUAAUUUAAAAAAUUUUUUUAUCUAAUUAAUUGAAUAAAAAAUAAUAAGUGGAAACUUAAAAAUUGGAAAGGAGAAUAA